CUUUUUUUUUUUUUUAUGUAUUCUAUCUCUCUUUUAAUGCUUUUAUAAACAAAGCAAACCAAAAUAUAAAAAAAUAAAAAAUGGGAAUUAAUCAAUCUCGACAUAAAUCAAAACCAAUUGCACGUAAAGAAAGUGUUCAUAGUGAUCAAUCGGUACAGCAUUCGACCAGUUCAGUCAAUAUCGAAGGUCGUUACUAUCUUGUAUCAGAUACAGGUUCCUAUUGUUUACCGAGUGAUGAGGUUGAACAAGAUCGACUUAAUUCUCAACACUUUUCGUUAAAAGCACUCUUGGGAGGCAAUGUUUUACCUUCGAUUGAAACCAUGACACCGAGAAAAGCUAGUGUUUUGGAUGUAGGGUGUGGGUCUGGAUGCUGGGUCAUGGAAAUGGCCAUUGACCACCCAGAAUAUCAAAUUACAGGCAUUGAUAUUGCCGAUAUGUUUCCAACAACUAUUCGACCGGAAAACGUGACAUUUCUAUUGCACAAUGUGGUGAAAGGUGGUUUACCUUAUCCUGAUAAUUCUUUUGAUUUCGUUCAUCUCAGGUUAAUGAUUGUUGCUUUUCGUUCGGGAGAAUGGUCCACCAUUCUCACCGAAAUAUUUCGUGUGCUUAAACCUGGCGGACUUUUGAGUGUUGUGGAAACCGAUUUUACUGAAAAGACUACGGACCCAGUUGUGGAAUUAUUUAACAGUGAAUUGAUCAAAGCGAUGCAAGCCAACGAACAGGACCCUUUUAUCGGUGCUAAACUAAAUACGCUUUUACAGGAGCUUCAAUAUGACAUUAUCGAAGUAAAAGAACUGUUUCUAAGUUACGAAUUACCUUUGAACCCGAUUGCCAAAGAAAUGCUAAUUAAUUGGAAAAGUGCGAUUCUAUCAUUAAAGCCAAUGCUCGCGCAUCGAGUGACGACAGAUCCUGCGCAAUACAGUAGUGCUGUUGAUCGAUAUAUGAAUGGCAUCACUAACGUAGGAUGGCGAGUGAAAGUGUGGGCCUACUGUGCACAAAAGCCCUUGUGAACCAAACAUAAAAUAAAAUAGUAUAAUGUAAUAAUAAAAAAAAAAAAAAAAAAAAAAAAAAAAAU
This is a messenger RNA of Mucor mucedo, 1075 nucleotides long. RefSeq names its product S-adenosyl-L-methionine-dependent methyltransferase. The transcript is spliced from 8 exons. The coding region runs from base 81 to 1010 and encodes 309 amino acids. Gene Ontology annotation, molecular function: methyltransferase activity. Lineage: Eukaryota; Fungi; Mucoromycota; Mucoromycetes; Mucorales; Mucoraceae. The record is from RefSeq and is a predicted model, not a curated record.